Messenger RNA from Onychomys torridus (southern grasshopper mouse), 855 nucleotides. Its product is annotated as probable alcohol sulfotransferase. The coding region runs from base 1 to 855 and encodes 284 amino acids. NCBI's taxonomy places the organism in Eukaryota, Metazoa, Chordata, Mammalia, Rodentia, Cricetidae. Gene Ontology annotation, molecular function: sulfotransferase activity. The record is from RefSeq and is a predicted model, not a curated record. Gene Ontology annotation, biological process: sulfation. The transcript is spliced from 6 exons. Gene Ontology annotation, cellular component: cytoplasm.
AUGUCAGACUACCUUUGGUUUGAAGGGAUACCUUUCCCUAAUUUACAGUAUGAAAAAGAAAGACUUGAAGAAAUUCGUGAUAAGUUUGUGAUCAGAGAUGAAGACACAAUCAUACUGACUUACCCUAAAUCAGGAACUAACUGGCUGACUGAGAUUGUCUGCUUGAUUCAGACAAAGGGGGAUCCCAAUUGGAUCCAAUCUGUGCCUAUCUGGGACCGCGUACCCAGCAUUGAGACUCAAAAAGGAUAUCCACUAUUAAUCAAUAAGGAAGGACCACGCCUCAUCAGCUCCCACCUUCCCUUCCAUCUUUUUCCUAAUUCUUUUUUCAGUUCAAAGGCCAAGGUGAUCUAUGUCAUCAGAAAUCCCAGAGAUGUUCUUGUGUCUGGUUAUUUUUUCCUGAGUAAGACAAAAUAUGUUAAGUAUCCAGAGUCACUGACAACUUAUUUUGAAUGGUUCCUCAAAGGAAAUGUGGUAUAUGGAUCAUGGUUUGAGCACACCUGUGCAUGGAUAUCCAUGAGAGAAAGGGACAACUUCCUGAUACUGAGCUAUGAAGACAUAAAAAAGGACACAAAGAGCACCAUAAAGAAGAUUUGUGACUUCCUAGGAAAAAAAUUAGAGCCAGAUGAGUUGGAUAUGAUCCUCAAGUACAGUUCCUUUAAGGCCAUGAAAGAAAAUAAAAUGUCCAAUUUCAGUCUCAUCAAAGAAUAUAUAGCUCCUAAUGGUUUGGUUCUCUUGAGAAAAGGCAUGACUGGGGACUGGAAGAAUCACUUUACAGUAGCCCAAGCUGAAGCCUUUGAUAAAGUAUUCCAGGAGAAAAUGGCUGGUUUUCCUCCAGGGCUGUUUCCAUGGGAAUAA